This is a messenger RNA of Sabethes cyaneus, 897 nucleotides long. It is a transcript of the gene dmrt93B, whose product is annotated as doublesex- and mab-3-related transcription factor dmd-4. Lineage: Eukaryota; Metazoa; Arthropoda; Insecta; Diptera; Culicidae. Gene Ontology annotation, molecular function: protein binding; DNA-binding transcription factor activity, RNA polymerase II-specific; RNA polymerase II cis-regulatory region sequence-specific DNA binding. Bases 1 to 897 code for a protein of 298 amino acids. Gene Ontology annotation, biological process: regulation of transcription by RNA polymerase II; sex differentiation. The record is from RefSeq and is a predicted model, not a curated record. The transcript has 4 exons. Gene Ontology annotation, cellular component: nucleus.
AUGUUAUCCAUCAGCAAUUUUCUUAAAUGUGCCGACGGUGAUAGAAAUAAUGUGGAUGUGGAUAACGGAGAAAACAGUACGAGUGGAAUGUCUAAAAACAGUGCAGUGAGCUCUAGUACCGCUGGUAAAUCUAGUAGCAUGUGUAAUAACCAAUGCUCUCGAAUCCCAAAAUGUGCCCGUUGUCGGAAUCAUGGUGUGAUAUCUGGUCUAAGAGGACAUAAGAAGCAUUGUACGUACAGGAAUUGUAGAUGUCAAAAAUGUGAAUUAAUAUUGUCACGUCAAAAAAUUAUGGCUGCUCAGGUUGCACUAAAGCGACAACAAGCUGUGGAAGAUGCAAUUGCGUUACGCCUUGCAUCUAGUGAAAUGGGUACUCAAUUAGAAAUGCUUCCGCCUGGAAAAAUUUAUGGGAUGACUGUAACGGACCCUUGCUCAUCUCCGCAACUAGAAUCACCAUCGACCAUGGAUAUUACGUCCUCAUCAUCUCGUAGCAAUAUCCAAAAAAAAUCGGAUUUAGUCACGAAUGAAACAUCUCAAGUAAAAGAUAAUGCAACGGUCUCGCAGAAUGCUCUAGAUAUGUUAUCCCAACUUUUUCCACAUAGAAAACGAUCUGUUCUUGAGCUGAUAUUAAAGCGUUGUGAUUUAGACUUAUUGACGGCAAUAGAACAGUGUAGUAAAAAUACUCCAUCAAGCGCUUUUAAACCACCAGUUUCUUCAGCAUCACACAUGACCCAUCAUCAGCUGCCUUAUAAUCAACCUACGAACUAUCCAUCGCUUAUUGCUUACCCGAAAUGGCUGCUUCCAAUGUCUAUUCCAGUACCUAUGGGACACUUAGCACCAAGUUUAACUCCAAGAUGCACCCUACCCAAUUGUGUGAUGUGUGUACAUCACCCUGUAUGA